AUGGAAAACUCGUUCGAUCUCCCCGACUCCACCGACUGGCUGGACACUCCGCUGUCUCUGCUCGCGCCGCUAGAGUCCUCCCUGCGCUGCCAAGUGUGCAAAGACCUUUUCGACAACCCAGUCAUCACGUCAUGUAGCCACACGUUCUGCUCGCUAUGCAUUCGCCGCUGUUUGAGCACAGAGGGGAAGUGUCCCGCUUGUCGCGCCUCCGACCAAGAGCUGAAGCUCCGUCGCAACUGGGCGGUCCAGGAGCUUGUCGAUGCGUUCCAGACUGCACGGCCAAAGGUUCUGGAGCUGGCCAGGAAGGAGGCUACGCGGCUUGCGCGUGGUGAUCCUGCGCUGGAUGGACCGUCCUCGCCUAAGAAACGGAAGCUGGAUCAGCCGCCAACGGAGGGGUUGGACGGAGCACCCGGUAACCCGCAGGGUGUGCGCACCAGAUCGCAAAGGUGGAGAAGUGAUGUGCCAGGCGCUUCGUCCGGUCCGGAAGUUAUCGAAGACAGCCAGGAUGAGGACUACGUUCCAGGUAUGGCAUCUUCGACGUAUUGCGCACAUUGA
Messenger RNA from Penicillium riverlandense, 555 nucleotides. Its product is annotated as E3 ubiquitin-protein ligase rad18. Gene Ontology annotation, molecular function: single-stranded DNA binding; ubiquitin protein ligase activity. Lineage: Eukaryota; Fungi; Ascomycota; Eurotiomycetes; Eurotiales; Aspergillaceae. The record is from RefSeq and is a predicted model, not a curated record. The transcript has a single exon. Gene Ontology annotation, biological process: protein monoubiquitination; DNA damage tolerance. The coding region runs from base 1 to 555 and encodes 184 amino acids. Gene Ontology annotation, cellular component: Rad6-Rad18 complex; nucleus.